Messenger RNA from Silurus meridionalis, 4034 nucleotides. RefSeq names its product glutamate receptor, ionotropic, N-methyl-D-aspartate 3A (gene grin3a). Gene Ontology annotation, molecular function: NMDA glutamate receptor activity; transmitter-gated monoatomic ion channel activity involved in regulation of postsynaptic membrane potential. Bases 36 to 3611 code for a protein of 1191 amino acids. The transcript has 9 exons. NCBI's taxonomy places the organism in Eukaryota, Metazoa, Chordata, Actinopteri, Siluriformes, Siluridae. Gene Ontology annotation, biological process: synaptic transmission, glutamatergic; monoatomic ion transport; modulation of chemical synaptic transmission. Gene Ontology annotation, cellular component: postsynaptic membrane; plasma membrane. The record is from RefSeq and is a predicted model, not a curated record.
CAAAUAAAUGCUUUAUUCUGGAAUUUAUUCUGGAGAUGAGAAACGGUUGUUUGGAGUCGCGUUUGGAGUCACUCGGGAUCCAGCCGAUCGCGCGGAGCGCAGCUUUACCGCGUGCCGGACGUUACCGGAGGAGCGUGCCAACCGGCGCUGGACGCGGUGCAGGAGACGGGAGCGCGGACGCGGUCUUCUCCCCGUGCGCGUCGAGGGCGAUAGACUGCGUUGACGGGAUGCCGGGUGCGGGGAUUUGGGACACACUGGGCAUGUUGGUGCUGCUCCGGUUGCUCGCGUCGGGCGCUCUGGUGCUCGUUUUGACGCCCACGUGCCUCCUCGCGCACCCGCAGCCAUGCCAGAUCCUGAAACGCAUCGGGCACACGGUGCGAGUUGGGGCCGUGCAUCUUCAGCCCCGCGCUGUGACGCACGUUUCACAGAGGACGGAUUGGGACGCGGUCGGAGAAACAGCUUGGGAACGGUUCGAGUUGGUCAGGAGAAGUGGAAGUGACCCAGGUCUGAGUGCUGUUAGGACAAAAGGCUCCACGGCGAACCACAAACAAAGCGCGCAAAGUAAAAACGUGCACAGGCGAGUGGAGAGCGCGUUCCAACCCAGAGACUCCAUCUUCCUGGCCGCGGAGACCCUGAACCGAUUACCGGACCUGUUACCGUACAACCUGUCCCUGGAGAUAGUCAUGGCUGUGGAAAUAGGACUGGGUGAGCUGCCGGCUUUCUCCUUUUCCUCUUCACCUCCACCUGUGAGUUCCGACCCCAUGUCGUUCCUGCAGAGCGUGUGUCACACGGUCGUGGUUCAGGGAGUUUCAGCCAUCAUGGCGUUUCCUGAAAACAGAGACGAGUACGUCAAGUUGGAGUUCGUGUCCUCCACAAUGCACAUCCCGGUCAUCAGCGUCGUCCACAGCGAGUUCACGCGCCAGAGUCGGAACUCGCUCCAUUUUCAGAUGGCCAUGCAGAACCCCCAGACUCCUCAGGCAGACUUAAUCUACUCUCUUCUUUCCAUUAAUAAUUGGUACGAUGUGAGCCUGCUGAUGUGCCAGAACCUGAAUCUUUCCCAAUUCGUCUUUCUGCUUCGCAACAACUCGAGAUUUCACCUGGGCACCAUAUUCAACAUUUCCAGCAACAGCAGCAACAAAAAUGACUUCCAGACAUCGCUGCAGAGUCACAUGACCUCCAUCAAGGACAUAACAUCCACCAUUGUGACUUUCGGAUGUGACAUUCGGGACAUAAAGAGGAUCUUCAUAACAAUAGCAAAGCUUGGUUUAGUACUGCCAGUCUACCACUGGAUUAUAGGGGAUGCACAGAACGUGGAGGAGUUGAGGACUGACGGGCUGCCAAUGGGCAUUAUGGCGCAUGGGCGAAUGAGGCAGCCUGCUCUGGAUCACUACGUCCAGGACUCUUUGGAGUUUAUUGCCAGGGCUGUUGGAUCAGCUGCUACUGUGUCUCCAAAGCUGGCUCUUAUCCCUGGCAUCACAAACUGCAUGGUGAUUGAGGAUAGAAAUCUCACCUCAGGAAAAUAUCUGUCCAGGUUUAUGGACAACACAUCGUUUGAUGGGCUAAGUGGUUACAUUCAUGUUCAGGAUGGAUCCAUUAUCUCAGAAAGCCAUCACUUUAUUUGGAAUCUGCAGCAUGACCCAUUAGGGAACCCUGCAUGGACGCGACUCGGCAGCUGGAAGCAGGGUAAAGUGGUUCUAGACUAUGGUGUAUGGCCUAGCAAGAAACAUUCCCACCCAGAAGGCGAUAGGAGGCGUUCAUCCAGGUUGCACCUGCGGGUUGUGACUCUGGUUGAGCACCCGUUUGUAUUUACACGAGAGGUGGAUGACGAUGGUCAGUGCCCGGCAGGGCAGCUGUGCCUCGACCCGCUCACCAACGACACAGCGCUUCUUGAUGCCCUGUUCCAUGACCUGCAGUUGAGGAACAGCACAGUGCCCACUGAGCUCAAGAAGUGCUGCUAUGGAUAUUGCAUAGACCUGCUGGAGAAGCUGGCUGAGGAUGUGGGUUUUGACUUCGACCUCUAUAUAGUAGGAGAUGGGAAGUAUGGUGCCUACAAGAACGGCCGCUGGACAGGCCUGGUGGGUGACCUGCUGAGUGGUGCAGCGCAGCUGGCUGUCACUUCUUUUAGCAUCAACUCAGCACGCAGUCAGGUUAUAGACUUCACCAGCCCCUUCUUCUCUACCAGCCUGGGCAUCCUGGUGAGGACCAGAGACACGGCAGCACCCAUCGGCGCCUUCAUGUGGCCCUUACACUGGAGUAUGUGGCUGGGGAUUUUUGCAUCACUUCAUGUUACUGCUGUAUUUCUUACCCUGUAUGAGUGGAAGAGUCCAUUUGGGAUGACGCCUAAAGGCAGAAACAGGGACCGUGUCUUCUCCUUCUCUUCAGCACUCAAUGUUUGCUAUGCCAUCUUGUUUGGCAGGACAGCUGCCAUCAAGCCACCCAAGUGCUGGACAGGCCGCUUUUUAAUGAACCUCUGGGCCAUAUUCUGUCUCUUCUGCCUCUCCACCUACACGGCCAAUCUGGCUGCGGUGAUGGUUGGGGAAAAGACAUACGAGCAGCUUUCAGGUAUCCAUGACCCCAAGCUCCAUCAUCCAUCGCAAGGUUUUCGAUUUGGGACUGUACGAGAAAGCAGUGCUGAGGAUUACGUAAAAAAAAGCUUCCCGGAGAUGCACGAAUACAUGAGGCGAUAUAAUGUUCCUACAACCCCUGAAGGAAUAGACCACCUUAAAGAUGAUCCUCAGAAACUUGAUGCUUUUAUUAUGGAUAAAGCCCUCUUAGACUAUGAAGUGUCCAUUGAUGCUGAUUGUAAAACUCUUACAGUUGGGAAACCAUUUGCAAUUGAAGGCUAUGGCAUUGGUCUCAAACAGAACUCACCUCUGACUUCAAAUAUCUCAGAGCUGGUUAGCCAGUACAAGUCUGAUGGAUUUAUGGACAUGCUGCAUGAUAAGUGGUACAAAGUGGUGCCCUGUGGAAAGCGAAGUUUUGCUGUGACAGAGACUUUACAGAUGGGGAUUAAACAUUUCUCAGGGUUAUUCGUAAUGCUGUGCGUAGGAGUUGCUUUGUCUCUCCUCACCACUAUUGCUGAGCACGUUGUCCAUCGCUGGGUGAUACCAAAGAUGCAGAACAAGCCACAGUACUGGCUUCAUACAAGUCAAAGGCUGCAUCGAGCACUUAACCCGACCUUCAACGAAGACAAAUUAUCAACUGUUGCAAAACCGGAAAAAAGGUGCAACAUUGGGAACAACCAGCAAAAUCUCUGGAACGUCUGUGAAAACUCAGUCUGCACUGGUCACUCCAAUCAAGAAGAGCAGCAGAACAACCUGGAGUGUUUGCAGUGUAAAGAGCUCCCUUCACAUUCUCCUCCUCCACCUUCUUCUUCUCCUGCUCAUCCUCCUCCUCCCGGUCCUCCCGUUCCUCCUCAACUUAAGAGACAGCUUCCUCUGCAGUCGAAUGGCAAAACAGACUCGCUGGGCCUUGCACACAGCCCCAUAGUGCAGGAGCUGACUGACCUGGAGACCCACAUUCAGAUCAUCAAGCAGCAGCUGCAGCUGGCCAUGAAGAAGAAAAGGGAGCUGGAACAGUACCAGAGAACCAACAUGGCUCCAGAGUCUUAGAGAAACAUCUGGAGCCGUUUUUUCGAGACAUCUGUGACUGUGCGAAGUUAACGACGGAUUGUUUUGCUUCCUAAGUCGAAGCUCUUCAUGUUCUUUGGCACAUGGUUUUAAAAGAGUAUAAUAUAUUUUCUCUUUGUUAUUUUUAUUUUUUUUCUCUUUUUGAUUGUUCUUCUCUGGACCAGUUGGUGAGCAGUGAGAAAUUUGGAUACAAACCCUCUCUUCGCUUUCUUUAACGGGAACUCUCUCUUUCUGUGUGUGUGUGUGUGUGUGUGUGUGUGUGUGUGUGUGUGUGUGUGUGUGUGUGGGGCCAAAGUGCUCUGUGCAUCAGAGCGUUAGAUGUUUAUUUGAAGGUGCCAGAUUAUGGUAUAUGAUAGCUCCUCCUGCAUAUCACUAUAAAGCACUAAACUGUUUUCUAUAAGGAAG